CUCAGUGGCAGGAUGUCGACCAUGCCAUCCAAGCCAAUCGUAUUCCAUUGCCAGAUUGGAGUGCUUGGCUGCGGUGACUGCAGACCGUCCCUCAAAUGUCCUCCCCAUCUGUCGAUUGUAUUCCCAGCCCUGUUUUAUGAACUCAAGGAAGAUGAACACCCGACCCCUUAUGUUGGCACCGUUGAUCUCACUGACAUUCCCGAUCGACCGGCUGGCUAUCGACUACCCCCAAAAGGUCAAUUGCAGAUUGUGAUUAAGAAUCCAAACAAGACUGCCGUCAAGCUGUUUCUGAUUCCCUAUGAUGUAAGCGACAUGCCAAGAAAUACAAAGACCUUUUUGCGUCAAAAGUCAUAUGUUGAGGAUCAUGGAAGGAAUCAUCUGCGGUAUGCUAUCCAUGUCCAGAUCUGCCGACAUGAAAAGAGAAUCUACCUCUACAAUCAGGUUCGAGUUGUAUUUGCCAACCGAGUAGCUACACUAAAUGAGAAACUCAAGGUGAUGUGCGAAGGACCAAAGGCACCAGUGUAUGUUCCUCUGUCCAAAGCAGAAAAAUAAAAGAUGAAAUAAAAAAUCUGUUUCUUUU
Molecule: messenger RNA, 580 nt
Organism: Phycomyces blakesleeanus NRRL 1555(-)
Lineage: Eukaryota; Fungi; Mucoromycota; Mucoromycetes; Mucorales; Phycomycetaceae
Exons: 1
Coding region: 22-552 (176 amino acids)
Source: RefSeq, a predicted model, not a curated record